Mercurialis annua (annual mercury) is the source of this 822-nucleotide messenger RNA. Its product is annotated as blue copper protein 1b-like. NCBI's taxonomy places the organism in Eukaryota, Viridiplantae, Streptophyta, Magnoliopsida, Malpighiales, Euphorbiaceae. The record is from RefSeq and is a predicted model, not a curated record. Gene Ontology annotation, molecular function: electron transfer activity. The transcript has 3 exons. Gene Ontology annotation, cellular component: plasma membrane. The coding region runs from base 1 to 822 and encodes 273 amino acids.
AUGAAUAAAGUUUUGGGAUGCAACAAUCUAAUGGCUAAUAUGGAUGUUGCAACCGUAAUCUUUGUGCUUCUUAUUAUGAUUAUAUUUCCUGUGAAAACUUCUGCAACAGAUUAUAUAGUUGGGGAUGAUAAAGGGUGGACUAUAUUUUAUAAUUACACAAAUUGGGUUAAAGACAAGAACUUUUAUAUUGGAGAUGCUAUAGAAUGCAUGCUCACCACUUACACUUUGAAUGGUGUAGUUUUCAAAUAUACUGCUGGCUACCACAAUGUAGCCAAAGUGAACGAAACAGCCUUCCGAAACUGCGAUAACUCUUCGGCAGGUCCGAUAUUGUAUACUGGAAAUGAUAGGAUCGUUUACGGAACACCAGGAAACGUUUGGUACAUUUGUGGUCUCGCCAAGAACUGCGAAGGCGGACAAAAACUUGCUAUCACCAUACAACCUACUCCUCCACCUUCGCCUCCAUUUCCACCUCCGGCGGCAGCUCCUGCACAUCCUGCUCCGUUUUUGCCACCGCCCUCGCGACCGAGUGGAGGAUUGUCUUCUAAGGCUCUGACAGGGAUAAUAGUAGGAAUAACUGUGGGAGCCAUAUUUUUGGUGAUCAUAGGAGUUGGUAUUGUCAUCUGUUACAAGAAGAAGAGGAACAAAUAUCAGAAACAAAGUCUCCUUGGAAGUCAAACUCCGCAAACAUCUAAAGUUGGUACAAAAAAUCAAAAGAUCAAGAUCAUGUCUUUGAAAAAAAAAACCGCUCCAAACUUCACAAUUUCGCUCGUUUUACCCUUCAUUGUUAAAUUAUCUAAUAAUAUUCCGCCAAAUCAGCUCUAA